AGGUAAUCAAAGAUCCAAACUUUGAAUGAGUCAAGAAAAGUAUAAUGAAGCUAAAAAUAUUAACCUUUAUUCUAACUUGUGCCCUAAGUGCUAAAACCGAAAAGUACUUCAACGAAAAUGACAUUCCAGAAAUGAUCUAUUUGGACCCAUCAACUAACCCAUGCGAUAACUUCUACCAAUUCACUUGUGGUAACUUUGCCAAAAUCCACCCAAGACCUUCAUCUAUGAACAUCCUUGACCACUUCACUCUUCUCGAAAACGAAUUGAUUCAAGUCGGGAGAGAAAUUUUAUCAAAUUCCCCCUCCGAGGAUGAUCCCAUCGCAUUGAAAAAAGCCAAAACGGCUUUCAAAAGUUGCGUUAAUGUCCAACUACAUAAUACAGUGGCGGUACCACAACUACGCACCAUUGAAGAAUUCGGGGGCAUGCCCCUCCUCUCCACUUCCAAUAAAACAGUAAAUUUCUCCUGGAACGAUAUCGGAAAGCUAGUUAGUGAGUACGGAGUUCCCCUAAUUUUUGUUUACAGUGUGGCUCAAAAAAGUCAAAAUGAGAGUAUGAUUGCACUAAGUUGGGACACUUUGACCAAUCCAACUUUGUUUAGACCAAGUUUGGGACAAAGCUACGAUCAUGUUUUGGAAGAAGAUUUUGCGAAAUUUGGAAAAAAUCGGGUCACACGAUCAACUACUCAACCUUUUGAUGUUUUCCUUCAAACUGUUGCUAAAAAUUUACUAAAAUACACCAAUCCGGGGAAAUCUGACGAGGAAGUUGUGGCCGAAAUCGACGAAAUGGCAACUUUUAUGAGAACACUUGCUAGGGGAGGAAUUCAAAAUGGUACAAUUUUGCCUCUAGAGUCAGAAGUGACUUUGGAACAACUACAAGAGUGGACGCAACAACAAAUUCCAGACGCAAAAAUAGAUUGGGUGGAGUACCUUGGUGCAGUUUUCCACAAAUCGGGGGUCAAAAUCACCCCACAGGUCAAACUAUACCACCAAAGCAUUGAACGCAUUUACGGUACUCUCAAUUUAGUCAAACAGACCGACUCUAAAGUCCUCAAAAACUUUGCUUUGUUGCGUGUUUUUCUCUUCCAAGCACCCGACAGUGAUUCUGACACACGCAAAGCCUUUGAAGAGUACUACCAAGCCAAAAACUACCAAUUGUACCCUCGUUGGGAGUACUGCACAAGGAAAAUUCUAGAUGUUGUUGACACGGCUAGUCUCAGUUAUGCUGUAACAUAUGCCUAUCAAAAGUACCACUUCAACAACCAGAAAUUGUCUCAAGUUUCAGAAAUGAUCGAAAAUAUUCGCGCAGUUUUUAAAGAAAUUUUACUUAAAUCUGACUGGAUGGACGAAUCACGUGAUAAAGCUUUGAAAAAAGCUGAAAACAUGAUGAUACUACUUGGAUAUCCCGAUUUUGUCGACGAUAAAAACACCCUUGAUAAAUUUUACCAAAACUUCCGAAUUUGUGAAUGGGAUAAUUACGGAAACGCUCGAACAAUUCGGGCCUUCAAACAGGCGUACCAAUUCACACAGUUAUGGAAACUUGACCGUUCAUUUUGGGGUAAAUCACCUUUUGACGCAAAUGCGUACUAUAACCGUCCCAAUAACAAAAUUGUGGUACCAAUUUCAAUGCUCAACCCUGUAUUUUUCUACGGUGAUAACCCAAUUUUGGAUUAUAGUCGUCUUGGUAGUAUUAUCGGGCACGAAAUCACCCAUGGUUUCGAUGUCAAUGGUAAAAAUUACGACCAAGAUGGUACUAUGAUAUCGUGGUGGUCCCAACAAACAAUGGAUGCGUUUAACGAACGAACCAAGUGUUUUAAAGAGCAAUACAGUCAAUAUUACGUUCCUGAGAUAGACAACUACGUGAAUGGUUCCUACUGUAUUAAUGAAAAUUUGGCUGACAAUGGUGGCAUAAGGGAAUCUUACAAAGCCUUUAAAACUUUAGCAGAAACCCAAGAAAUCAAAUCUAGUGGCAACUACACCUUGGAACAAUUGUUUUUUAUUGGUUAUGGAACGAUGUGGUGCAGUGACGAAUCAACUUAUGCUUUAUCAUUAAUUCUUGGUGGUAGUUAUCCACCAAAAAGGUAUAGAGUCAUCGGGAGUUUAUCCAAUAUGGAAGAAUUUUCGCAAGCUUUCAAUUGUCCACUUGGUAGUACCAUGAACCCGGAAAAGAAAUGUCAAUUAUCGAAAAUAGCCAUUAGGAAUUUAGUAGUGCUAGUGCUAGUGAUGGACGCGAUUAAACUAAUAAUAGCUCUUGUGAUUCUAGUCACUAUCAACGCCCUUGAUGAGAGGUAUCUAGACUUGACGGUGGAUCCUUGCGAUGACUUCUACCAAUAUGCAUGUGGAAAUUUCAAAAACGUCGAACCAAAACCCCCAAAUGACCCUCUUUUAGAUCUUUUCACCACAACUGAAAACGCAAUAAUUGAAAUAGGAAAAGACAUAUUGUCUAUUCCAAUACAUAAUGGUGAUGCUGAAGCUUUGAAAAAAGCCAAAACGGCGUAUAAAUCCUGUCUGGAUACUACCAAUAUUGACAGACAAUCUCAUUAUGAAAAACCUGAAAAUUUGAUUGUGAAACAAUUCGGAAUGCCACUCGUUGAUAAUACAACUCUAACAAAAAUCUCUUGGACUCAAAUCGGGGAAAUUUCACGCCAGUUUGGUGUCCAACAAAUGUUUGAGUUUUCUGUAAGAAACUUCAAUACGGAGGAUUACGUCCUAAUUAUGAUUCCAGAUAGUUUCAAUGAACCAAAAAUGAUCAGACCUGAACAUAUCAAAACUCACGAUCAAGUGUUACAAGAGUCGUUUAAAAACAUGGCAAAAAAAUACAAAACAAAACUUUACACUGAAGAAGAUCCAUUAAAAAAAUUAAUUCUAGACAUCAUAAAAUAUCUAGUAACUGAAAAACACGAUUUUGAGAUAAUUGAAGAGUUACAGAAGAUUGAAGCUUUCGCUUCGCAACUAUUUUCAGGAGGAAUUCUAGAUGAUAAUGUGACAGCACCUGGUGAUAUUUUAACGUUGGGACAACUCCAGGACUGGACUGAGACAAAAUUUGGAGCCUCUAUUGAUAUCAAUUGGGUUGACUAUUUUCAAGCCUUGUUUUCGCCAUCUGGUCUUAACAUAACUGAAGACUUUGUUGUGUAUUUAUUCGACCCGAAAUCUGUCUACGGAAUUUUGAAUCUUGUCAAACAAACUGAUCCAAACACCGUUCAAAAUUUUCUACUUCUUCGAACCUUUUUGCAUAUGGCGCCAGAAAGUAGUCACGUGAUCCGUAACGCUUUUGAGGAGUAUUACAAAGCUUUAGGGUUGAAAUUUUAUGACAGGCCUGAAUAUUGUACAAGAAAAAUUCUCGAUGUGAUUGAUUCGGCGAGUCUGAGUUUUGCAGUUGCGCAUGAUUAUGUCAAUUAUCACUUCAAUAAUAAUAAAAUACGUAAUGCUGUGAAACUGUUUCACGAUAUCAAAAAAACUUUCAAAAGAAGUUUAAUAAUAAAUGAUUGGGUUAGUGACAACGAACGAAAUGCCCUAAUUGAAAAAUUAGAUGAUAUCGAAAUUUUUCUGGGAUACCCCGAGUUUAUCACAAACACAACGACUCUAGAUACAUUCUAUGAAAACGUCGGAAUUUGUGAAUGGGAUAAUUAUGGGAAUUCUCAAAGAAUCCGAGCUUUUAAACAAGCUUAUUCUUUUGCAUUGUUUAACAAUCACAGAUUAUGGCAGGUCUCACCGUUUAAAGUAAACGCCUAUGCGCAAAGAGCCAGCAAUCGAAUACUAAUACCACUUUCAAUGUUCCACACGACGUUCUACAAAGGUGAUGAUCUCAUUUAUGACUAUAGCAGAUUUGGUAGCACUCUUGGUCAUGAGCUACUCCACCAUUUUGAUUCUUCGGGGAUUCACAAUAAUUUAAAUAUUUCACUUUCGGAUUCUGAGACUUUUAAGAAAAAAAAACAAUGUCUUAUUGACCAAUUCAACGCGUUUUAUGUACCAGAAAUUGAAAUGAAUAUCAAUGGUGAAUUGACUUUGAAUGAAAAUAUGGCGGAUAAUGGCGGACUUAAAUUGGCGUAUCAAGCAUGGAGAAAAGUUGAUGGGGAAAAAGAUGCAAAAUUGUUCUUUUUGGAUUUUGCUCAAUCGUGGUGUAGUCAAGAAUCGGUUGAGUUUUUGAGUAACCUUGUCAAGACAAAUGAGCAUUCGCCUAGUCGAUUCAGGGUUUUGGGAAUUAUGAGUAAUUUGGAGGAAUUUUCAGAGGCUUUCAAUUGCCCGGUGGGAAGCGGCAUGAAUCCUGAAAAAAAGUGCACUGUUUGGUGAUUCCACUGAAAUGUAAUAAUAUUGAUUAAUAAAAAAAUAAUUAAAACGA
Molecule: messenger RNA, 4335 nt
Organism: Tribolium madens (black flour beetle)
Lineage: Eukaryota; Metazoa; Arthropoda; Insecta; Coleoptera; Tenebrionidae
Exons: 21
Coding region: 45-4286 (1413 amino acids)
Biological process (GO): protein processing
Cellular component (GO): plasma membrane
Molecular function (GO): metalloendopeptidase activity
Source: RefSeq, a predicted model, not a curated record